Molecule: messenger RNA, 1494 nt
Organism: Fusarium coffeatum
Lineage: Eukaryota; Fungi; Ascomycota; Sordariomycetes; Hypocreales; Nectriaceae
Exons: 2
Coding region: 1-1494 (497 amino acids)
Source: RefSeq, a predicted model, not a curated record
AUGGCGUCAAAAAAGACCAAGCCCACCGCUGGCGACGAUGUCGACGAGCUCUUCUCUGGCCUUGACCUUGAAAAGAAGCCCAAGAAGACCACCAAGACCAAGCCUACUUCUGCCGCAUCCAAGGCAAUUGCCGACCAGGACAUUCUAGCCGAUCUCGAAUCAGAGCUGGCCGAGCAGCCUUCACGACCUCAUACUCCUCGAAUCAAGGAUGCUACCCGCCGUUCCACAGCGACACCUCCUGCCGGUGACCCCCGCAAAUCAACAGACAGUACACGCAGUUUGAAAGCUACCUUCACACCGAGCGCGACGAGCUCAGAGCUUCUUGAGAAUGAAAAAAAGCCAACUGCUGAACCUGUCCAGGAUGCUACUCCCCAGGCCUCUGGUGGGGGAUGGUGGGGUGGCAUUCUGUCCACGGCCAGUGCUGCCAUGAAGCAAGCUGAAGCUGCUGUCACCCAGAUCCAGCAGAAUGAAGAAGCCAAGAAGUGGGCGGAGCAGGUCAAGGGAAUUAGGGGACUGGACGUCAACACCUUGCGAAACUACGGUGACGAACUUCGACACCGCGCUCUCCCUACAUUUACCAACAUCCUCCAUACUCUUGCACCUCCCAUUAGCUCCCACGAGCGUCUUAUUAUUCACAUCACCCACGAUAUUGUCGGCUACCCAUCCCUCGACCCUCUGGUUCAUAACGUGUUUGGCCAUGUGAUGGCUCAGGUUGAGGGUGGUGAUCUCUUGGUUAUCCAGCGUGGGCAGGAAAGUCAGUCUCGACGUAGUACUGAUAGUUCUGCUGGAUGGCACGACGGACCUUGGUGGAGACAAAGCGACACUGCUCGCGAGUUGGGCUUGGUGAAUGGAAUGCCAGAGGGAACCAAGCUUUGCCGCGCCAACGCCGAAUCGCAUGCGAACGAAUACUUCUCCGCCAACGGUGGUGUAGAGGCAGCCAAGCAAAAGGCCACAGAAGACGUCAGCGAAACCAACCCUGUUCGAACAUCUGAUCUGUUCUUAGCCAUCCAGGCAAUUGCUGUGGAUUCCGAUGAAACUCUGUUUGCUCGCACUGCUUCUGCAGAGAAGGAGAAGGAAUCCGAUGUCGAGGACCAGGACGACGACGAGGAGCUUAUCUGCUUCGCAGUAUUCAUCUUGGACCCUAUCCAUGAUAUCGAGUUUUAUACCGUCAGCCAGUCUAUUCCUGCUCGAUGGGUUCAGUGGCUGGACACCCCUGCUCCUCUCACCCCUCAUUCUGGCGAGGAAGGCGAGGCUUUGGAUGCUAACGUCCCGGAUGAGAUCAGGGACAUUAUCGAGAGUGGCGGUGUUGAUCCCCGAGAGUGGGUAGCCGAGUGGCUCGAGGAGCUUCUAAACCUCUCUAUUGGCACUGUCGCUCAGCGAUAUGUUGCCCGUCGCAUGGGUGUUGGCGAAGGCGGUCUCGGAAGGGGCAAGAAGAAGAUGGAAGAGCUUGUGCAAGACAAUGCUGGAGAGGCUGCCCGUGCUGGAGUCAUUUAA